UUUAGGAGGCCCGCAGGCACCUUGGCCGCAGCGCAUCCCAACACUGUGCCCAGUCGGAGUCCAGUGCUCGCCCCGAACGCACCGAGGAACAGCUCCUUCGCUUAGCACACGCUACCAACACACAACACACAAGCCAUGGCUAACCGCGGACCCGCCUACGGACUCAGCGCCCAAGUGCAGAACAAGAUCGCUGGCAAGCGUGACCCAGCUCUGGAGGAGAGCAUCAUGCAGUGGAUGGCCGCCAUCCUCGGACAGCCCCUGCCGAACGGUGACUUUGGUGACAUCCUCCGCGAUGGCGUUGUCCUCUGCAACCUGAUGAACAAGCUGAUGCCCGGCUGCAUCCCCAAGAUCAACACCUCCGGUGGCCAGUUCAAGCUCAUGGAGAACAUCACCCACUUCCAGAACGCCGCCAAGGCCUGGGGUGUGCCCGAGAUCGACGUCUUCCAGACCGUUGACCUCUGGGAGAAGAGGAACAUCCCCCAGGUCGCCCAGUGCCUGAUGGCCGUCGGCCGCGCCUGCUACAUGCACCCCGAGUACCGGGGACCCUGCCUCGGACCCAAGCCCGCCGAGGAGCAAAAGCGCGAGUGGACGCAGGAGCAGCUGCGGGCCGGCGAGGGCAUCAUCAACCUGCAGUACGGCUCCAACAAGGGCGCCACCCAGAGCGGUCAGAACUUCGGCAACACCCGGCACAUGUGGGUACUCGUUUCGCACGUAGUCUUCGGCGGCGAGCAGACCCAGAGACGAGCUAACGUAAUCGAGGCAGGCACGCUCGACAAGCCUUCCACUCUUUUCGCUCGUUCCGACCCGCAGGUCCGACCUGCCCGCGACGAUCCAGAGAUGUUCUUCGAUAAACAUCCAAGAGAUGGCCUCGGCUAUGGCUCGAUCGGAAUGCUUCGUGAAAAGCACGUCGAUGUUCUCGAACAGCUUGCUUCCUAUAACGACAGGACUAUCAGCGCCGAACAGAUACGGCUUGCUGUGUUUAUUGAUGAGCUCCAACAACCAAGUGUCAUGCCAAGCAUGGGUGCCUCUGUACUCAUUGCGGCGACCAAGGCGGUGACCACGACGACGCAGAUGCCGACGAACACGGUGAGCAAGGGAAGCACCAACGUGCUCAGGCCAUUCGCCUGUCGAGAGUACGCGCUGCUGCAGUUCGUCAUGGCUUACCGUGGUCCGGCGUACGGUCUCAGCGCGCAGAUCGCCAGCAAGAUCGCAUCGAAACGGGAUCCCGAACUGGAAUCUCAGAUCUUAGACUGGAUUGAAGAGGUGCUCGAACAAAGACUUCCUCAGGGACCAUACGAAGAAGUGCUUCGAGAUGGAGUUGUAUUAUGCAAGCUCAUGAACGCUCUGAACCCGGGCUGCAUUCCAAAGAUCAACACGACGGGCGGCCAGUUCAAGAAGAUGGAGAACAUUGUGCUGUUCCAAAACGCGGCCAAGGAGUGGGGUGUGCCUGACCUCGACGUCUUCCAGACCGUCGACCUCUGGGAGCGGAGGAACAUCCCGCAGGUCUCGCAGUGCAUUCUAGCACUGGGACGAGCGUGCUACCUGCACCCUGAAUACCAGGGACCUUGCUUGGGACCCAAGCCGGCGGAGGAGAACAAGAGGAACUUCAGCGAACAGCAGCUCAGAGCGGGAGAAGGAAUCAUCAACCUCCAGUACGGCACCAACAAGGGCGCCAACGCGAGCGGCAUCAACUUCGGCAACACGAGACACAUGUAACGCCCCGACAUUUUCGAAAAAAAAAAAAAAA
Molecule: messenger RNA, 1747 nt
Organism: Rhipicephalus microplus (southern cattle tick)
Lineage: Eukaryota; Metazoa; Arthropoda; Arachnida; Ixodida; Ixodidae
Biological process (GO): actin filament organization; actomyosin structure organization
Cellular component (GO): actin cytoskeleton
Molecular function (GO): actin filament binding
Source: RefSeq, a predicted model, not a curated record